Molecule: messenger RNA, 872 nt
Organism: Liolophura sinensis
Lineage: Eukaryota; Metazoa; Mollusca; Polyplacophora; Chitonida; Chitonidae
Product: heavy metal-binding protein HIP-like
Exons: 2
Coding region: 74-865 (263 amino acids)
Molecular function (GO): protein binding
Source: RefSeq, a predicted model, not a curated record
UUAUUUCGCCGGGACGGCCCCAAGAAUAUCGUCUGCAUUACCAUUCAUUCAUUUUGCAGUCGUCAGGUUAAGGAUGGCGACGCUCUCUGGCACGUGCGUUACCUUGGUGAUCCUUUUGGCGGACUGUUCCUUAGGCGCCAAUCUAACUCCCAAUGGUAGAGUUGUGGAGGACCCUUCUCAGAAUGCUGCUCCUCCAAUGACACUGGGUACCAUUCGGACUCUUAACCUGGCCCACCCCCAAGGGGAGUCCGUUUGUGAUUGGAAUACCAGAAUUACGCAAUUCCUUUUGGAUGAAACCAAAGACAGACUCGAACUCAAGUUCAACCUGGAGAAAAAAAUCAAUGAGCUAUACGAACAAAUUGAACAAAUGAAAAGUCUCUUCGUGAAAGAAGAGGAAGAAAUAUCAGGCAACAUGUCGGCCAGGCUACAGGGAGCCAACACGGUUGAUGCCGUAGCAUUCUCAGCUCAGGUGGAAUCCCACUUGACCGGACUUACGAGGGACCAGACCAUAGUCUUCUCCUCCCCACGGACGAAUCUCGGCAACGCCUACAACUCGAAGACGGGCGUAUUCACAUGCCCAACAGCCGGGCUCUAUCUGUUCACGGCGACAGUUCUCAGCAACCUGGGGGACCGCAUAGAGACAGAGAUUAUGCUGCACAAAUCAGAAGGUGAUAUGAAACAGGAGAGCGUGGCAAAACUCUACUCCGGGGCCGCCAGUACCGAACGGUACGGCUCCGGCAGUAACACUGUAGUACUGGAACUGGCGAAAGGAGACACGGUGUGGCUAAGGGAAUAUAACGGUCUGGGCUCCUUCGUCUACCAGCAGUGGAGCAGCUUCUCUGGAGCGCUCAUCCAACGGCUUUAACUUGUCU